UAUGUAUGUGUGUGCAGUUGAACAGUUUCCAAGAAGCACAAAAGCAGAUUCGCAGACACACCUAAACAGAGAAGUGAUCUGGAGAAGCACUGAUGAGGCUCAAAACCACUUUGUCCUUUUAAUUAUUAAACAAGUCGAGUUGGAGAAGUAGCGUCGGGAUCGAGUUUAGGUAGAUUUCCAGCACUAUUUCAUCAGUCAGGUCAUGCCAGAUGAUUGAUCAUGAAGAAAAGGAGAUGAGGAGAGGAAGUCACUUUAGAAUAUGAGAUGCAGCCCGUCUGGGACUAGGGGAUCGGUGUGUGGACCCAAGUCUGUCUCUGUCUCGGGGCAGGAGUGUGAUGGCUGAGCCGGACUAUCUGGAGGGGGACUAUGAGGAGAUGAUCAAACCCAAGAAGCUGUUGAACCCAGUCAAGGGCUCCAGAAACCACCAGGACCUCCAUCGAGAACUCAUGAUGAACCAGAAGAUGGGCCUGGCUCCCCAGAACAAGCCGGAGCUCCAGAAGGUUUUGGAGCAGAGGAAGAGAGAACAGGUUCUCAAGGCCCAGAGGGAGGAGCAGGAGGCCCACACCAAGAGGAGUGACCUGGAGAUAGAAUUAAUGAAGAGACAACAGAAACUAGAACAGCUGGAGUUGGACCAGCAGAAGGAUGAGGAGGAGCAGGAGAACACCCCUGAGUUUGUGAAGAUGAAGAGCAAUCUGAGGAGGACCAAGCAGGAGGCUAAUGGGGAGGAACGUACCACUUAGGGACCAGGGGGGGGGGGUGUGAGAGAGAAGGGGAGCGCAACUGUGAACAUAGAGGUUUGUGUGUGUGUUUGUGCAGAGUCUAUGGCACAUGUCAUCUGAGGUGGCCUUCCUGAUUUCUCCGACCCUGUUGUCUGCCUACUAAAGACCACCAGUACUAGAGACCUCUUUUUCUGUCUGCUACAGCUCUCCCCUCACCUCAGGCAGAGACCAAGGAAACUUAACCACCUCAGCUUCUCUCACCAACAGACAGAGAGACUUUGCAGAGAAGAGAAUCCCCUAUAGAGACUACAGACUGCUUUGUCUGCCUACUAUAGUACUCACAUCAUCCUCUCCACACAACACACAGACAGAGAGAGGAGACUUAACAUGGACACAAAACACGGAAAAUGCUACACGUGAAGGACCGCCAGCCAGCCAGUCUUCUUGGGAAGCCUGAUGCAGGGACAAACAGAACCCACACAGAGUUUCCAUUCCCUCUCUCUUGUCUGCCGCUCUCUCCGGCCACAGAAAGUUAUCUUUCUGUUAUUGUUGUUGUUUUCAUUUUCAGAACCCAGAAUAGAAAAGCGGACACUGGAUGGACUCUUAAAGCUGUGUUUUGUAAAAAUGCCAAAUUAAUGUGCUGUUGUUAUUUAUGUUUAUGUUUGUAGUAUUUUAGCCCUAUGUAGGGAGUGCGAGAGAUAGACAUCUCAGUUUAGUUUUACAGCUUAGUGUGUGGAACCUGAACAGGACAGGAUGAGUGUUUGUGUGAAAAAAUACCCAGCUUACUUUUUUAUUUUUUUAUCUCCAACAUGCCACUUCCCAGCUAAUGCUAUUUGAAGCAAUACUAGAACCCCCUCCAAGUGCGAGAGUGGACUUUUCUUUCUAUAAUUAUAAUAAUUUCUAUAUAUUUUUCUUUUUGUAUUAAUAAAAGUUACAUUAAAUCAGUCUUACUUUG
This is a messenger RNA of Coregonus clupeaformis (lake whitefish), 1674 nucleotides long. Its product is annotated as protein FAM107B. The record is from RefSeq and is a predicted model, not a curated record. The transcript is spliced from 5 exons. The coding region runs from base 336 to 740 and encodes 134 amino acids. Lineage: Eukaryota; Metazoa; Chordata; Actinopteri; Salmoniformes; Salmonidae.